CUAAAUUAAUUCUCUUUGAAUUUUCCCUCGUCUCUCUCUCUCUCUCUCUCCCAUUUUUCUUUCUUUCACUCAAAUCAUAAAUCAGGAAGUAGCUCGGAUAAGAAACCCUUUGCCAUCGUUUUCUCCCACAUCUGAUAGUGUAAAAUGGGAACAAAAAGAGGUAGACCGAGAAAGAAACCGGUUGUAGAGGAACAAAAUUGCAGCAAUGAAGGUGCUCCACCGGAAGAGAAAGACGAAGCAUUUGACAACUACGAGGUUGAACGUCAAUGUGCUGCAAUCAGAGCUCUCCGGGAUGUUGAAAUCGAACGAUUUAGCACUGUGUUGCAGUUACUUCGUUUGUAUUUCAGUGAAGACCAGUUGCAGAUUCCUGUAUUGCAGUUUUUCAGUGAAAAACUUCCGAACCUAUCCCUUGAAGCGACUGGAAAGGAUGGCCAGUAUGAAGUGAAAUCGAAAGGGAAAGCCGUGGAUGUAACUCUGGACAAUGGUGACGAAAGAACAUUACAUGCUGCUCUUCUACGUCGGCUGUCAUUAGCUUAUCCUGAUUUCUCCGCGGGGAUUCCUUCUUUAGACGGAUUCGAAUUUUCAAAUCAAUCUGUGAAAACAACCAUUUUUGGUGCUGAUAAACUACAGAUCAGGAGUCUCGUUUUUGACGACCCAUCCCAUUCACAAAUGUUAGAGCUGAAGGAUGAGCUGCGGACUCCAAAUGUUAGUAACCAUAGAUUGUCAGUUGGGGUAACCCCCAAAAGCAAGAGGCUUCCAAAGUGUGGCGAGAUGCUUCUAUCCGUACGCGGCUCACCCCUUGGUGUCUUCAAAGAAGAUAACAUGGAAACCAUACAAGAAAGCGAAGAUGGUUGAAUUGCGGGAGCCAAGACGAGCAUUUUGGAGCGAGGUAAACACUAGAUAUAAAUUUAUUUAACUUUGUAGCUCGAGUCAUCCCUCUUGAGUUUCAUUUUCUUGAUGCUUGUCUAAACACGGACUUGUAAUAGUCGUAGAAAUUUGUCGUUCACGUCGUGUUUCGUCUAAAAAACGGUACAAGGUUUGUGUGCCGUUACUAUCACUACUAUGUGUGAGAUAGUGACCGAUACAAUGGAAUGGGAUAGAGAAUAGAUGGCUGAGAAUCAGUGUUUGUUA
Salvia splendens (bonfire salvia) is the source of this 1131-nucleotide messenger RNA. RefSeq lists its product as uncharacterized. NCBI's taxonomy places the organism in Eukaryota, Viridiplantae, Streptophyta, Magnoliopsida, Lamiales, Lamiaceae. The transcript has 8 exons. The record is from RefSeq and is a predicted model, not a curated record. Bases 145 to 855 code for a protein of 236 amino acids.